Fopius arisanus is the source of this 2693-nucleotide messenger RNA. RefSeq lists its product as uncharacterized. Gene Ontology annotation, cellular component: nucleus. Gene Ontology annotation, molecular function: RNA polymerase II transcription regulatory region sequence-specific DNA binding; DNA-binding transcription factor activity, RNA polymerase II-specific. Gene Ontology annotation, biological process: embryo development; urogenital system development; regulation of transcription by RNA polymerase II. Lineage: Eukaryota; Metazoa; Arthropoda; Insecta; Hymenoptera; Braconidae. The record is from RefSeq and is a predicted model, not a curated record. Bases 36 to 2693 code for a protein of 885 amino acids. The transcript is spliced from 13 exons.
CCGACGUUCCGCUAACUCGAAUUAAUCUCAAGGAAAUGUCCCAAAUUAAUCUGCCCCAGAGCUACACCUGGGAUGAUCAGUUUGAGGACGGGCAAGAGGUGAAUCGCACGAUUCCUGAUGAGGUGAUCAGCAUUUACGAAGUUUACGUUAAAGAGGACUCCGAAUCACAAGAUGGAAAGUGUGGAUUGUCUCUGGUGCCGGGUAGCUUGGAUAAUGAUCACCUUCUCAUCAACGGUGGUAUUGGCAUCUCAGAGGAUGACAUCGAUGGGGAAGUGGUUGAUGGCGACGGAAAUACUUCUAAGGUGUUUGUCAAGGACUCGAUUGAUUCCCAAGGAAAUAAAAAGAAGAGCAAGGUAGAGGAGAAGAAACUAAAGUCCUUGAGUGAUACUCCCUAUUCUCAGACAAAUGGAGAAAACUCGGCAAUUCCUCAAAUCAUAGACAAAGAUGAUCCCAGGUCGAGGCUUCACUUCGUCAAGUACCUGAAGAGAGAGGGAAAAACGAUUAAAAUAUGGGAGUGUGGAAUUUGUUCUAAGGAAUUCAGACAUCAAUACACCUUGAUGAGGCACUUGCCAACCCACACUGACGAGAGAAAUUUCAAGUGUGACGCCUGUGGCAAAGCAUUCCGACAACUUUCAACCCUCAGUCAACACAAAGCCAUUCACAGUGAUGCUAGGCCCUACGUUUGUGAAUACUGCAAAAAAACUUUCAACAGGGUUUCAACUUUGAUCUCACACCGGAAAACUCACUCCGAGAAUAAACCACACAAGUGUCCCGUCUGUGGGAAGGGAUUUCAUCAGAAAGGGAAUCUCCGUAACCACGUAUUUACACACACGAAUGAACGUCCAUACAAGUGCGAAACGUGUGGAAAGGGCUUCAAUCAAAUGUCCAAUCUCGUGUGUCACAAAGUAAAGGCACACGCUCACACAGAGAGAAUGCAGUACUCGUGUGGUAUCUGUGGAAAAGAGUUUCCCCGUAGAUUUUCCCUGCGUUCACACGAGGAAACCAAGCAUGGAAUCAAAUAUCGCAAUUCUUCGGUGUCACAGAAUGGAAGCGAGAGGAAUAGAGUUAAACAAAAUCUCCGGAUCAUUGAAUUAUCCAGUGAGGAUUCAAUGGAUACCGAGGAUAAGGAGAAUCGUGACACACAGAAAAUCGAGACAUUUUACGUUGAUAAAAUAAUAACCAAGGCAAUGACAACAGCUGUUAUGAGAAAUCAAGUGCCCUUUGCACUUUUUAAACCCAUCAGAGGAAUACCUGUUCUCGUCAAGGUCACCGAUGCAGGAGAAAAGCACAUGCUGACUCCAGCCACUCCCGAGGAUUUGAGAGUCAAUGGUACUAUGAGCUCGCCCGAGGGUAGUUGCGAGGGUGAAAAGGGACAGAUGAAGAUAUCUGUUGUUGCCACUGUAACCCAAACUCCAGGAAUCGAUGGCAAGUUCAGUUUUUCUGUUGAGCCACCAGAUCCAGAUGAAGAUCAUGUGGAGAAUUUUUUGGUACCAAAGAUGGAUGAAGAAGUUGAUAAGCCAAUUCCCUUCAUCCCAGAGCCCUCCAGCAUCUCCAGCACAAGUCCAUCCCUGGAAGAUUGCAGUGAACUCAUGGAAUUGGCAGCCCAGGGUGGCAUUCAAUUUGUUCGUGCAACCGAGGACGGCAGAUACGAGGUAAUGAGCAACAGUGAGGCACGUGAUCUCAUGGCGCAGAAUUCCCAUGAUGUGACGAUACUUGAGGGUCCUGAGGCUGAGGCGAUAAGCGUCAUGCAGGCCAAUACACGUUCCACAACAGAUGACAUCAUUAUUGGUGAUCAGGACAAUCAAAUAAUGGUGCUGGACGCUGGAGCGAAUCAGAAAUCAUUGGACUCAAUUGAGAUACUGGAUCCCAGUGCAAUGGGAUUCUUCGGUCAGUCCAAGAUCGAUGAUUUUAUCAUGGGUCAGAGAGGAUUUGAAGGUAUACCACUGCCCAGUGAAGAUGACUUGAUGGUACCCCACGACUUUUCGAGUCUUCUCCAUCACCAGCCAGAUCUCUCCUUUCCCUCCCAUCCACCCCCCUAUCCCCCCCAGGAUAGUUUUGCCUUUCUCAAGGCACCCAGACUACCUCCCGAGGACUUCAGUAUUCUUGGUGUUGACAGUAAUUACCUAGAAGAGGGUAGAAUGAGGCUCCAGGAGUUUGACGAUGUCAUGGAUGACGUUCAGUCAAACUUGCGCCCAAUGACCCCGGAAAUGAGGCCACUGGGUCACCAUAGCUCGACAAAGCUCGAGACUGGGUCAUUGCCAAGUUUCGCUGAGACAAAAGCACUUGGGCCAAAGUAUCAGGAGUUCGAGGCUGCAUCGCAGUAUCACGAGAUCAAGAUAUUUAAUACUUACGAUCAGGGAUUGAGGGGCGGUUAUUGCUCGUAUAAUGGAGAUAUCGAUGGAAAUUAUCAGAGUGGAUCUAGAGUUUUUGGAAAGAGGAUGUGUGAGGAUCAGGAGAAGGACGACAAAUCCGAGGGCAUCCUAAAACCAAUUCCCUCGAGCUCCCGAUCCCUCCCUAUUAUCCCAGAGGCCGAUGAGGGCCGGAAUGUGGACAGAAUCUCGGAUCAAUUACUGCUUCAAGCAAACACUCUCACGGACCCUGACUUCCUGUCCUUCGAAUCCCGCAGCAUGGACUCCCCCGGAAAUCACCUCCCCAAAUCCUUCACCCUAGAUGGACUCCCCGACCUCAAUUAA